GAGAAAAAGAAGAGAGAAUCAAUUUUGAAUCUGGCGAAUUAUGUUGACAAGUCCAUCCGGGUCAAAUUCAUGGGUGCGAGGGAGGUGACAGGCACUUUGAAAGGUUUCGAUCAACUUAUGAACCUUGUAAUGGACGAUGUAGUUGAAGAAUUCGAAAACGGUAUGCCUUCUCGAUCAUUAGGUUUGGUAGUUCUUCGAGGACCUAAUAUAACACUUAUAUUACCUACCGAUGGAUCU
Molecule: messenger RNA, 237 nt
Organism: Tremella mesenterica DSM 1558
Lineage: Eukaryota; Fungi; Basidiomycota; Tremellomycetes; Tremellales; Tremellaceae
Exons: 3
Biological process (GO): mRNA splicing, via spliceosome; nuclear-transcribed mRNA catabolic process
Cellular component (GO): catalytic step 2 spliceosome; spliceosomal tri-snRNP complex; U6 snRNP
Molecular function (GO): RNA binding
Source: RefSeq, a predicted model, not a curated record